Molecule: messenger RNA, 2873 nt
Organism: Python bivittatus (Burmese python)
Lineage: Eukaryota; Metazoa; Chordata; Lepidosauria; Squamata; Pythonidae
Source: RefSeq, a predicted model, not a curated record
GGCUCCUCCUGUGGGCUAACAAGGCUGCUUCUUUCCCAGAGCUCAGUCCAGAUCACGUUUGAGGAAAGCCCUCGGCAGCUGCCGGCCGUAACUAUCAGCCACGUGGCCUAUGCCGACCAGUCGGAUCGCAGGAUGGUGUUGCACUGCCUCCUUUCAACUGACACGGUGCAGUUCCCUGUCUUGGUCGCCCAGCAGUCUCCAGCAGCUGUGUCCAUGGACACCUAUUGCGUCUCCUUGGCUGUGAAGCAGGCCCAGUUGGAGAUCCAUCUGGAGGAGGUGGAGGAUGACGGGCUGCUGGUCUCAUGGGCAUUCAAAGACAGACCCGACCUGAAGCUCUCUGUGCCCCCGCGGCUCCAGGAGCAUGACGACAAUGAUGGGAAGGUGGACCUGUCUAUUAUAAAGAACCUGAUUGAAGACUCCAUUAUCAGCACCCAGCCAGCCAUGAUGGUGAAUCUGAAGGCCUGCAUUGCAAAUGCCAAUGCGGAGCCCGGUAGCAGGCUGUCCCAGGGACCUCUGUCCAGCUCAGCGGCCCCCCUGAUGCCCAAGAUGCUCCUCCAGCACUUGCGAGCUCUGCACCUGGGCCCCCGGGAGAAACAAGGAAAUGGGCUGCUGUGCUGCGAGGCGGAGCUGGACAGCCCUCGGCAGUGGAAGAGAACUGCACCUGUGCCAGCCAGCCCGGCCGCCGAGGUGGAGUGGCCUGGCAAGCUUGUUCUGGAGCUCGGUCCCAGGAGCAAAGAGCUGGUGCUAAGAGUGUUUGAGGGCAGCACUUCUGGAGAGGCUGUGCUUCUGGGAUUUGCAGCUGUCCCCAUAGACCCCUCCUCCAAAGAACCACGGGGGCAGCAGCUCUACUCGCUGAGUCCAGGGGCUGCCGAGAGUCUGCCCGCAGCAGCAGCCAUUGCCGUGGAGCUGCUCCACCAAGAAUUGCCAGAGCUCCAGGCUGCAUCCUCCCUGCGCACCAGCAUCACUCCCACCAAGAAGAUCGAGAUGGGCCGUACCAUAAUGCCCGAUGGCACUAUUGUCACCACCGUCACCACCAUCCAGUCCAGGCCCAAACUGGACUGCAAGCUUGAUUCACCCUCGAGAUCUCCAUCCAAAGUGGAAGUCACAGAGAAGGUGACCACAAUGCUUCCAGAAAACGGCUACACCAGCAGAGCGUCUCCUUGCAGUAGCAGGAGCAGCUGUGUGUCCAACGGCUUGGAUCCAGUGGCUGAGACAGCCAUCAGGCAGCUGACGGAUCUGACCAAUAAAUCUGCGAAGAAGACCCCAACCAAGCGCAGUACGCUGAUCAUCUCGGGAGUUUCCAAGGUCCCAAUCACCCAGGACGAAACAGCCCUCUCCCUUGGUUAUGCUGUCUCACUGGGGAAUCCCAUCCAGCAAGAUUCCAUCAUGGCUGGUCUGUCAGAACAUACGUCAAGUAUCUCUGAUCCCAUGCAGCAGUUGGGAAGCUCAUGUUCACCUCAGAGGGCUAGCCAGGAUCUGGACGAAACAACACAUUCAGAUAUCUCCGAGAGACCCUCAGUGGAUGACGUGGAAUCUGAAACUGGCUCAACAGGUACCCUGGAGACCCGAAGUCUGAAAGACCACAAAGUGGGCUUCCUUCGAAGCGGCACCAAGCUCAUCUUCCGAAGGAAGAACAAACAGAAGGAGGCUGGCCUCAGCCAGUCCCACGAUGACUUGCCCAGCGCUGGCACAGCCUCUGCCCCCAGGAAGAAAUCUGGCAGCUUCUCUCGGCGCCUCAUCAAGCGCUUUUCCUUCAAGGGCCGGGCCAAGAACAAAGUCAAUGGUAGCAUGGUAUCCGUGGAGAAGCACUGAAGAGGUGCUGCGUCGGCCUCUGUCUCCAGAAGCCCCCCAACCGUUGUUAAUGGUUGUCUGCUGUCUAUGCGUUGUGGCCCCAAUUCUUCUGCCCUCCUGUGCAAAGGGAGUGAAGGCCUUCAGGGGCUGGCCGGCUGGUGGUUGGGUUGGGAAGUCUUGCCAGUAGCCGUUGGGAACAGCAUAGCCUCUGGGUAGAACAAGGGGUGCAAAGGUAACCCUCUGAGCACUCCUCUUUUAGCCUAGGUGGGGAGGGGGCAUCCCUCGCAGGCUACCUCAGCCUGAAACUGAAAUCCAGGGGGGGGUCUCAGAGAAGGGUUUUAUGGUGGCUUAUCCAGCUGCCGCUGCUCUGCCUGCUAUGCACUCUUGGAACGGCAAGGGCAAGUAGCUGGCUUCUUUGGCACCUGCAGGGCUUGGCCAGGUUCACGGGGCCAUGACGAGGGGGACAGGCAAGCCAGGCUCUUGGGCAUGCCAGGGGAGGCUGGCAGCAGCCCUGAAACACGGCUCCAGAGAAUCCUUCCUUCAGUUGCAGAGGCCCUCUGCUUCCUCCGACCCGGCCUGCGUUUGAAAAAGAAGAGAAGGCACUCGGUGGGCGCCGCUUUGGUGGCAAGAAGGCAGCGAGAGAAUUUCAGGGCAGAAGCGGUCGUCUUGCUCGGCUUGCUCGACCUCUUCCUUUACAGACUGGGGUGCCCAGUGUGGAGGCGCCUUGCUGAACUGCCCUGUAGCAGGGCACAGAAGCGGUGGGCAGAAAGAGGGCUCCUGCAGAGGACUGUCCGCUUGACUUGGCACUGAAGGCUUUCCCCCAAGAGACUGGACUGCACCACCCUAGCAUCCAGCUGGAGGCCACUCGUGACCCCGACUGGCAACGUGCAUGAAUUUUGGGAGGACGCUUGCUGAGGCUGGGCUGGCCCCUCCCUGCAGGUUCCUGGAAACAGAUUGGGGGUGGGGGGAGGGAGGGACGCAAGAAGGAAAUACACUCUUGGGUCACCCAGAAGUCAGGACUCAGGUUUUCAGACAAUCUUGGAACAGGCUCUGCUGAAACCCCACGUUUCUCAUUGGCAGCC